Messenger RNA from Gryllus bimaculatus (two-spotted cricket), 2810 nucleotides. The record is from the annotation of a GenBank genome assembly. NCBI's taxonomy places the organism in Eukaryota, Metazoa, Arthropoda, Insecta, Orthoptera, Gryllidae.
AUGAUGGUGAACAGAAAACUCAGGCUCGCCUCGAAUUGAAAUUAAUUCAAAGCAAGAAAGAUAUUGAAUGUCCAAGUAUUACUGUCAAAGUAGAAACUGUUAAUAAUUAAUUAUGAGUGAGUAUGUCUUAGUAAUAAUGUUAGUCAGAAAGUAAUAGUUUUCAUAGUUGUGAUAUGUAUGACAAUAUUGUUUUAAUAAUGUCAUGUGUGGGUCUGAGGGACCAAGUGUGUGAUUUACCAAAGGCCUGAAGAAAUCUAAAAAUAUUUUUUCAUUGAGCUGCCUGUUUGACCUCUAAUUUCACAAAGCGGCCUCAGUCUACAAUUCCCUAGAAUUGUGACAAUUCCAUUCUUGUUAUAUGUUAACAUAACACAUACAGUACUUUGUAUAUCCUUACAAAGAAAUUCCUCUAAAUUUUUGAAAAUGAAUUAGUUGAUUAGGGGAAGAGAGGAAUCUCGCCUGUAAUACAUACAAUAAGUAUUAUUUCAGCUUAAUUGUGAUUUGAUAAUUAAUAUAAUAUUUCUUUGUACACAUGAGUGCAUCCUUUUUUUUUAAACUAAACUAAUCAGCUGAUUCUAAACCAUGAUUUCAUAAUUUCCCAUUUUUGGUCAGGAGAUAUUAAGUGAGAUCCUAUCCUAUGGCUUCUUGAAGAUAUCUUAGGAGAGUCAAAUGAAACCCACUAGAAUAUUCUUAUUAAAGGUUAUUGUAGAAUUGUGAGAUGUUUCACUGUUAGGAAAGUAGGAAGCAAAGCUAUUAAUGACUAAGUUUCUGGCUUGUAUUGUUAAAAUGUAGAAAAUAGUAUUAUUAAUAUGUUUACCUUUUGGAUGGGCACCAAAGAAAGUAGCAACAUUGCGUAUUUUAUUUGUAAUUUCUCAAAUGUUUGUUACAAUUGUUAUAUAUUAUAUUACAGUUUGAGUUAGAUCUCUUUUUGCCAGGGCAUGAUAUUGCAAUAAUAUAGUUUUCUCAGGGACCCAACCUGGUAUAAGUCCCAUUGAUGUACACAUGCAUGUGAAUAUAAUUUAUGUUCUGUAUGGAAGACUUCUGGAAUUUUUUUACGUACAAAAGAAAAUAAUUUCAUGAUGGUUAAAAACCUUAAGUUUGAACUUUAAAUUGUUGCAACUUUGUGGAAAAUAAUAGUUUCCAUUUAUUUGUUUCCUGAAUAGAUACUACCAAUAUAAUUGUUGAAAGACAAUCCCCUGUAUUAUCUAGUAUUUUCAAUGUGGAUGGAUUAUGUUCUUAAUUUUUUAUUCUAUUCAUUGUUCAUUCGAAAUUUUAUCUUUUAUUAAUACGUUAUAGCUUGUUAUUGCUAUCGAUAUUGAGCUUGAAUUACACUGCAUAACUUCCCUAAAUUGAAAGGGAAAUAUGAAACAGUUGAAUGAUGUUACAUGUUUUGUUACCGAGGGAAUCUUGAAAGGGAAUAAUAGGAGGGAAAUAUGAAAAGAUAAACCGAGUCAAGUUAACAUUAGUAAGUAAGUAAAUCUGAUUCAUUAAAAAUAGGUAAGAAAUAAAAUUAUGUUUUUGGGUGUAAACUGGUUCUUUAAUUGGCCCUUAGUUGAUGAAUUAUUAUAAUAUUCUGAUGUGAGUUCCUGUGUGUUUGGAAAUCUAUAAUACAGACCUACUGAAGUUAGUUAGCAUUUCAUAUCUACCAACAUACAAAGUAUAAAUGGAAUUUUUUCUAGGGCAUAGGAUAGUGACCAAAGUUGUUAAUUUAUUAUACGUUUUUAUUGUUUCUAUUUUAAAGUUUAAAUGCCAUCUAAUGUAGGUGGAGUAAAUGUUAUAAAUGUUAUUACAUGGGCUUCCAAUAAUGUUCUUUAUGAGAUGUUAUAGGUAAUGGAAGAUUUUUUUUUAUACAGGGUCAGAUUUGUAUAUUUCAUAUAUUUUCUUUUUAAACAUUCAUUAUUCUCUAAAGUAUAUUUUUCCAGAAUACUAUUGAAGAUUUUGUAAUCUCAUCAAUUUUAUUUAGAUGUGUAAUUAAAUGAAUGUUGAAAUGUCAGAAAAUAUAUUAGUAAUUUAUCCUUGUAGGAACAUUUUGAAUAUGUAGGUCAUUAAAAAGAAUUGUUUACAAUUGUAUUUUGUUAUUUUCAUAAUUGUUGAGAAAAAUCACUUCAGUAUUUGUUUCCUUUCUUGGAAUUUUUAACUUAAAAUACUAAUAUAUAUUCAAUUCAUAUUUUGGAUUUCAUGCAAAAUGGAUGUAGAAAUAGUAUAUUGUUGCUGUUUUGGGAAUAUGUGAAAUCAUGUAAUGUACCAUGAGUGUGCUUACAAUCCAUGUCCAUUGUUACAACCCGUAUCUACCCAUUUUAUGUAAUACAUGUUACUAAUAAUUUUGCAUUUGUAUAAACUUUCCAAAAUAAAAGUGAGAUCUACAACAAUAUAUCUUAAUUUAAGAAUAGUAUCUAGAAGGAAUAUAAAUAUGCUGUUGCUUAAUGUCAUUUUAAUAAUAUUCAUAAGAAUAGCUUUAACCCCUUUCUUCCCAAGCAUUGAAAUACCCACAUUUUUUUUAAACUUCUGACUGUGAUAUUAAUGAAUCAUCCCCAAAGAGUGUAAAUCUACGUUCCAAAUAUUUUUGUGAUUUUUGAUUUUGCCGGAAUGGAAUGUUGCGUUCAUGCAACGUUGGGAGUUCUCUGGUAAGAAUGAGUCAGGUCAACAUUCUAAAAAAUAUUUUAUUUUCUCAAUGUAAUAGACAAUAAAAGCCCUUGCAUAUAUUGAAAAUAAAUUUAUUCAUGAUAUAGUGAGAAACAGUUAUUAUGCAAACGAACUUGACACUUGCAAAUUUUACAUCUGCGACGUGCAUUAGAUACAUCACAAAUUAUUAC